Bactrocera tryoni is the source of this 4145-nucleotide messenger RNA. It is a transcript of the gene Hsepi, whose product is annotated as D-glucuronyl C5-epimerase B. The transcript is spliced from 6 exons. The coding region runs from base 2248 to 4137 and encodes 629 amino acids. Gene Ontology annotation, biological process: heparan sulfate proteoglycan biosynthetic process. The record is from RefSeq and is a predicted model, not a curated record. Gene Ontology annotation, cellular component: Golgi apparatus. Gene Ontology annotation, molecular function: heparosan-N-sulfate-glucuronate 5-epimerase activity. NCBI's taxonomy places the organism in Eukaryota, Metazoa, Arthropoda, Insecta, Diptera, Tephritidae.
AUAUGUACAUACUUACAUAUGUCCGAAUUUUAAUAACAUAUCUCGCAGAAAGGACUACAUUUUAUUAUUGUAGCUUUAGAUGUUAAGGUUAUACGUAUAUUAAACCUAUCAGAAGGUGAGGCCACUCCCCUUUUUUAGCUCCCAGAUGACGCCUGCACCAAAUUACAGUCUUAUAUCUUAAUUUAGUGCUUGGUUAAAGCAUUUUAUAGCUUUUCGAUUAAUGACCUUUUGGGGCGUAGCAGUGGACCGAUUACAACCAUCUAUGCCCUCACUUAUUUUUUUGGCAAAGAGGCACGUGUAUUAAUUUUAAUUAAGGUAUCCCAAUUUUUACGCAAGUUUGCGCUUGUACGGGACAGACAGACAGUCACUUGGAAUUCAACUUAUCAUCCGGAUCAUUUAUAUAUACAUAUAUAGAACUCCAUAUACAUAUAUGUCGAUUAGUUUUAAGUGAUACAAACAACCACCACAUAUACUCUCUAUACUCUGUAAAAAAUAUUGCAAGAGUAUCAAAAACAUUUAUAAACAGACAACGGAAGUUAGUCUAAUUGGCUUGAAGGAUUUUACCAGUGAAUAGUCGUUCCUUACUACCUUGGGUAAAUAUCACUUUCCCGGUCCUCCAAGGUCUAGGGAUAUACGCCAUUGCAAGACUAUCUCUCAUCAGCCGAACAAGAUGUGUCAGUAGAACGUACUCUCCCUGUUGUAAAAGUGCUGAAAAGACACCGUUCGCCUCCGGAAACUUAAAUUUCUCGAACGAAGCCAUAGCUCAAUUGUUUGAGUUACGGGGGAAUACGUUUAGGGGAGAGUUGCUUCUCUCCUAGUGCGAACCUUAUUAUAUGAUCCGAUAUGGAGGGCUCUGAUAACACCUUUCAUUUUAAGAUUAUUCCGUACAUUAGCUCGUUGCUUAAUGUGAUGUCAAGCACCUCCAUAUAUACAUAAGAGAUACUCACAUCGUGUGUUGCAAUCCGUAUAUCCCCAUUCCAAUUGUUGGACAUUUGCAUCACAUCCCAGGAUCAGGGGCAGCUUGAGUAGCCUGCAGUAGUUCACCAGGCUGUCCACAGCUGUGGAUGCAUUUCCCGGAAUAUAAGCUGCAGCCAGACAAAGUCCACUUCUUCGUUGUCCUUGGCUUGCACAGACACUAGGUUCUGUGUCAGAAACUUUGACACGCAGGUUCAGUUCACCAGGCCACUACAGGAUCGGUUCCAUGAGGAACUGGUUUUCAUCCUCCCCGUGUUCCGCGCUGCCAUCCAGCAAGUCCUUUAUACCCCCCAGAAGCUUCUGCGUAGAGGUUAUCAACCCUUCUUGUAGGCCUGUCUUCACGUCAGGGACUUUCACGAUCUCAACAGUGAGAGGCAUGCUCAUCAGCAUUUUUUCUGCUGCUCCGCUCUCAGUGGUCAUCUUAGCUUAUAUGGCCUUGUGUCUACCGAGCUUAACCUGUAGUUUAGACGGAACGUCUCAUCGUCUGGUACCGCUCAUGCCCGAGGUUUUCAUGCCCUCCGGGACUGCCGGCUGAUGGUAUAUGGGGUAAUUGGCCUCCUUUUCCUAUUUCUCUGUUUUUGCGAGCACUCUCGGAUCAGUCCGAUGCGACUCGUCAGAGCAGCUUGUCUGCUGGGGCAGCUUUGGUGGUGCUCAUUGCAGUCGUAGUGGCCGCAGUCGAUUUCGCCUGCUGUAGAACUGUGUCAGCUGCAUAAUCCGGAUAGUUAAAAAAAUUUCGUAACUCUUAACUUUCUGGGAACUACGAAUAUGACUGUCUUGUUAAUUCAGACAAUUUAUCGUCGAUAUUAUUUUGUUCAUUAUCAUCAUUAUUCCUACGAGAGAAAUAUAACGUAUAUAUACGUUCUCUGCGUAAAAGGAAAUUGAUUUAGAGCGUUGGCAAUCCUAUGAUGUAUAAGUUUAUGAAAAACUACCUGUCAAAAGCAUAUGGAAUAAAGUGAGAAACUAAUAAAGAAAUAAAUAUCAAAACAUCAAAACUCGUAAAUAGUUCAAUACAAAUUUGAUUAAGAAGCCAAUAAAAGAAAAGAAUACGGAGACUUCUUGGUAUACAAUCGAAAGAUUAUGUCCUGUACAUUAGUUAGAAAUUCUGGGACAAAAUCAAUCACAAAAAUUUCUUGGGGACUUGAACGCAAAAUAAAUAUGUAUAUAUGUAUAUAUUAAUAGUGAAAAUUAAGAAUGGUUAUUCUUGUGAAAGAUAUUAAUCGAGUGUAAACCACAGGAUUAUAAAAGUAGUCGCAAAGUGCGGCAUAGAAUCCAAUGUUUAAAAAUCACACAAAAGUUGGAAUCUCAGCAAAAGGCGCUACCGCAGCAGCGACCUUCAAUCAGCGUGAACCACUAAUUUUCCUCAUCAUAAUGCGAUUAAACUUAAAGAGUUUCCUAUUCGCACUCAUCGCAUUUGUAGUACUUACCGGCGUAGUAUUAUAUUAUUUUUUUCCGGAAUUCUUAUUCCCUCAUAAUUUGGUACACAGUUGGGAUCGCCGACUAAGUAUUCGCGACGGUUAUGAUUCAAACAUAAUAGGCGAUGGGUUAAACUCUAUUUCCGCCCCUCUUCAGAAUAUUGAAUGCUGGAUUAAUCAAGAGUAUUCGAUACCGUGCAAGCAGAGCACAGAAAACCAUGAAGUAUACGUGCCAUUUUCAUUUUUACGGAACUAUUUUGACAUAAAUGGUGCAAUGGUAUCAACCACAAGCAGUAGUCUAAAUGAUAAUAGCAACAACAGAGGUGAUAGUGUGGUACCCCGAUUUGCAUGGUCACAUAGUAACGCAAAAGUAAAUGUGCCCAAAGGGAAGUACGAUACUCGUGGACGCUUCGCUUACUUUGAAAACUACAAUGUGGAGGUACGAGAUCGUGUCAAAUGCAUAAGUGCAGUCGAAGGUGUGCCAAUAAGUACGCAGUGGGAGAAAAGUGGAUACUUUUAUCCUACUCAAAUUGCACAGUUCGCUUUGGCCCAUUAUAGUAAACAUUUAGCUGAACCGCCACCAAAAAUUAAGGUGCUUGAAGAUGCCGAUACUUAUAAGGGAGUGUGGCAUACACCAAAAUCCAGCAAUAUUUCACGCAUUUGGCAUCCAAAAUUUAACACAUCUGUAAUUCAAUACGAAACAGCAAUUGGCUAUGACAGCGCAGUGAACAUGAAUGUUAAUGAAACAUUUGAACUAGUACUAAGCGUUGAUCUGUUAUUGGUCACUAAUAGUAGUAGUCUUAUGGUUACUCUGCAAUCUCGUGAAACUAAACAAAAUUACACAUUGCACUACAUACCCGCCGAUUUGCGACUAAGUACUCAGGAGCAUAACAUAUACUAUGGCAUGGGUACUAGUGCUAUAAAUAGAUGGCGUCAUAUAACGCGAGAUCUCUCAAUCGACGUACAGAAAGGUUUAAUAAACGGCAUUGAAAAGAAACUACAAUCUAAGAUACGCCGCAAUGAUUUGCGUGUAACGUCGUUUGCGUUUCUCGGCGUUGGUUUCUUCGACAAUAUUACGCUUUCAACAUACGAUCAUAUGGCACAUUUUUACGAUGCUGCAGAAUGGUUUAUACAUAAUCAGGAUGUAAAAAGCGGUGGUUGGCCGAAUCCGGUAAAACGUAGCUUAAACGGUUUUCCCGAACUUCGAGCUGGCUGGCUUUCAGCUAUGGGCCAAGGGCAUGCGAUUUCUGUGUUAGCCAGAGCAUACUAUCAUUCCGGUGGUGAUAAGCGGUAUUUAAAAUCAGCGGCAUUAGGACUCAAACCUUUCAGAGUUUACUCAAAUGAAGGCGGAGUACUAGCGCAAUUUAUGGACAAGUAUUAUUGGUACGAGGAAUAUCCAACAACCCCUCCUUCAUUUGUACUAAAUGGUUUCAUUUAUUCCCUAUUGGGAUUAUAUGAUCUAAAUAUGACAGCACCAUCAAGCAUUGGACGUGAAGCUGGUCAGCUUUUCAAUCAAGGGAUGUUGUCAUUAAAGAAAAUGUUACUGCUUUACGAUACUGGCUCUGGCACCAGUUAUGAUUUGCGGCAUUUAAGUUUAGGAACUGCACCAAACUUGGCCCGAGACGAUUACCAUGCAACGCAUGUAAGUCAAUUACUGUUAUUGUCUACAAUCGACAGUGAUCCCAUUUUAAUGGAAACGGCAGAGCGAUGGAAAGGUUACAUGUUUGGCAAACGCGCCAAACACAACUGAUGGCGUAA